Molecule: messenger RNA, 894 nt
Organism: Drosophila rhopaloa
Lineage: Eukaryota; Metazoa; Arthropoda; Insecta; Diptera; Drosophilidae
Product: formin-like protein 5
Exons: 3
Coding region: 1-894 (297 amino acids)
Source: RefSeq, a predicted model, not a curated record
AUGGAGGCGGGACUCAGGUUCCGCACUCCAGCUGCUGGCGUCCCCCUGGUGUCGCGGUCGUCGUCGCCGAACCCCGAAACGGAGGACGAGAGUCGGAUCACCGACGUGGAGCUGGAGGAGGAGGAGGAGGCCGGCGUCCGGUCGGCAGGGCAGGAGGCCGAGGUGCCAACAAUCGACCUGGCCUCAUCGGAGGAAGAGGAGGAGGACACCGGGACGGAGACGGAUGCGGAGGGCCGCGGACGGAUUCGGGCGGAUCCGAUUGGGCGACGCAGCGCCAUCGGGCCGCCCGGAGGAGGUGAGGCGGAUAUUCGCAACCCGGGCGGACGUGGUGCGGAAAGUAUUCACGCAGCGGGCGGUGGCAGAGAGUGUCAGAAGCGGCUGGAUGAGCCCGAGGCCGAAGAGGCGGCGAUAUGGGCACAGCCGGGCCCUCCGGAGCAGCCGCCGCCGCAAGCACCGCCACCGCCGUCGACUCCGCAGUCGCCGCCACCGCUGUCGCUGUCGCAGCCGCCACCACCACCGUCGCCGCCGCAGGGAGCACCACCGCCACCGCCGUUGCUACCGCAGGCAACGCCACGGCCAUCUCAGGCACCUCGGCACGGAGCGGGAACACCACCGCCUCCACCGCCGCCGUGGGUGCUAACGCCAUCGCCGAUCUGGAGAACGGGCCCUGGCAAGGCCGUCUAUGAGUCGCCAGCAGUCGGCGAACAGCAGGCGCUGGGAGGAGGUGGCCGAGGGAGGGUGGCCGCCGAGGGUGGCAUCCGAGGCUGGCAAGCAGGUGAAGAGGGCUCGGAGCAGCCGCUGGUCCAAGCUGGUCGUAGCAGAUGGCGUCCGCUACCGAAUCCGAGUGUCGGGCGGGGUGGUGAGGGUCCUGAAGGCCCAACAAAAAGCCUUUGA